Puma concolor (puma) is the source of this 504-nucleotide messenger RNA. Lineage: Eukaryota; Metazoa; Chordata; Mammalia; Carnivora; Felidae. The record is from RefSeq and is a predicted model, not a curated record.
AUGGAGCCUCUGAACAGCACGCACCCCAGCACCGCAGCCCCCAGCGGCCACCUCGUGUCCCACGUGCCGGGCAGCGGGAGCAGCAACGGCAACGAGUACUUCUACAUUCUGGUCGUCAUGUCCUUCUACGGCAUCUUCUUGAUCGGAAUCAUGCUGGGCUAUAUGAAAUCUAAGAGGCGGGAGAAGAAGUCCAGCCUGCUGCUGCUGUACAAAGAUGAGGAGAGGCUCUGGGGGGAGGCCAUGAAGCCGCUGCCCAUGGUGUCGGGCCUGAGGUCGGUGCAGGUGCCCAUGAUGCUAAACAUGCUGCAGGAGAGUGUGGCGCCCGCCCUGUCCUGUACCCUCUGCUCCAUGGAAGGCGACAGCGUGAGCUCCGAGUCCUCCACACCGGACGUGCACCUCACCAUCCAGGAGGAGGGGGCGGAUGAUGAGCUGGGGGAGACCUCGGAGACGCUCCUCAACGAAAGCAGCGAAGGCUCCUCGGAGAACAUCCAUCAGAAUUCCUAG